AUGGAGGCGUUGCUGAAGAAGGUGGACCUAGGUGUUGAGGAUUUCGACAAGCUCAUGGACAACCACAAGCAUGCGAGCCAGCCGAACCAGCGCGAGAAGUAUGAGGAGACGAUGAAGGCUUCCAUCAAGAAGCUUCAGAGAGAUCGAACUCAACUGUCCGCCUGGAUAUCCGACAAGAACAUCAAGGAAAAGUCCCCUUUGAUAGAAGCGAGGACCAGGAUAGAGAAUCGCAUGGAGUGCCACAAGACAUUCGAGCGGGAUGUGAAGAAUCGUGGCCCCUACAAAGAAGAGCGCUUGGAUCCCGACCAGGAGAAACGCGCCGAAUGCCGGAGUUGGAUGAGGGAGAAGGUGAACGAGCUUGCGCAGGAGAUUGAUGAGUUCACGGCCGUCAUCGAGCAGCUCCAAGUAAAGAAGGCCUCAGGCGCCAACAAAGAUGAGUCCCAACUUCAGUUCAACAAGCGGAUGCAGGAGUCCCACCGAUGGCAUGUUACAAAGCUGGAGCAGCUGCUUCGCAAGCUUGACAACCAGGAGCUGGACCCCGAGGCACUGGAAGAUUUGAAAGAUAUGUUGGAGAUGUACUUGGACCCAGAGCAGAACAGUCGAACGCUGGAAAUGUUUAGCGAGUACGAUGACAUCUACUCCGACUUCCACCUUGAGGAGGUUCAGGACUACCUGGCUCAACGAGUUCCGAGUCAUAAUGAGGAAGGGGACGACAAGGAGGAGCCGCCAAAGAAGGAGGAACCCAAACCAAAGGAGAUGCCGAAGCCAAAGCCUGCACCCACGGUAUCUGUGCACCCUGUGCACAAGACAGUCAUUGAGGACAAAACUGAGGAUGCAAGCUCCAGCUCCGUGGCACCGAAGACGGCGACCCCGAAGCAGAUCGCAACCAAAGCUCCGUCAGCAACUCCGUCACUGGCUGCAGCAUCUUCCUCUGCCAUGCCGUCCCAACCUCCGCCCGUCCAGCCACAGGCACAGACGCAAGCCCAGCCGCCGGCCCAGCCACUGCAGCUGCAGCUUCAACCGCAAGCACAACUUGGGCCGCCGCCCGCGUUACCGCAGCCUAGCACCGCUGGCCCAACACAGCCGCCCCCGAAGCAGCCUCCACAGGUUGGAUCAGCUCCCCCGGAACAGCCUUUGCCGGCCCCCCCGGUCACUUCCGUGCCACCCAGGCCCUUCUCGCCACCAACGCGGCCUCCAACAACAACAGCGCUAGCAGCGCAUCCGCACGAGCCGCCGAGCGUGCCACCGCCGCCGCCAACGCAACCACCAGCCUCCCAGCCUGGACAGCCUGGACAGCCUGGACAGCCUGGACAGCCUGGACAGCCUGGACAGCCUGGACAGCCUGGAGCCAAGAAGCCGCCGAUGGCAGUGCUAAACAACCGGGCCCCGCCCAACGAAGCACCACCGGCACAGCCUCCCCAGGAAGCAGUACCCGCACCCGCACCUGCACCAGCGCCUGCACCCGCACCGGCACCCGCGCCCGCGCCUAUGCCACUCGCAGAUGCCCAGGCAGGACAGGCACCAACCCCAGCGGCAUACGACGUGCCACCCCUAACAAGGGCGCAGGAGAGAGCCCAUACCCUGUUAGAGUCGUCCGCCAGGCACAUGCCUCAGGCCUCAGACGUUAGAAGAAACCGGAAAUACCAGCCGCAGAACCCAUAUGUGCAUUUGGAUGCCAAUGGCCAGCCGAUGUUUCGCACAGAGGGCGUCCGGUCGUUUGAAGACCCGACACUGUUUGAGCGCUUCGAACAGGACACUUUGUUCUGGGCAUUCUAUCAUCAACAGGGAACUUAUCAGCAGUACCUGGCCGCCAAGGAGCUCAAAAAGCUGUCCUGGCGAUACCACACCAAGUAUCUGACUUGGUUCCAGCGGCAUGAAGAGCCACGGCUGACCGCACCCGACUUCGAACGAGGCACCUACGUCUUCUUUGACUUUGAUGGACAGUGGGCGCAGCGAAUCAAGGCUGACUUCACCUUCGAGUAUGCCUGGUUGGAGUCCGGCGAGAUCUGA
Messenger RNA from Symbiodinium pilosum, 2010 nucleotides. Lineage: Eukaryota; Dinophyceae; Suessiales; Symbiodiniaceae. The record is from the annotation of a GenBank genome assembly.